UAUGUGCUUCUUGUCCCUUUAAAAACACGCCAGAGCUUGCGGUUUGACUUCAUCACCAACAGCGUAGUUCAGGACGUAACAUCGCUCGAUAGUAAGAAUUUCCAUGUCAAUCUUCUAGGUGGCAAAAACCUUACUUUCGAUCGCUUCACGAUCACUGCACCAGGAGAUAGCGUCAAUACAGAUGGAAUUCACAUCGGGCAUUCAAACGGGAUCAACAUUAUUAAUUCAAAUAUUGCCACCGGCGAUGACUGCAUCUCCAUUGGUGGUGCCAGCGAACAAAUAAGGAUCACAAACGUACGAUGUGGACAUGGACAUGGCAUUAGCGUGGGAAGUUUAGGGAAGACCACUGAUGAAUUUGUCUCCGGAAUUUUCGUAAGGAACUGCACCUUCUAUGACACCGACAAUGGAGUGAGAAUUAAGACAUGGCCGGCAUUACAUGGUGGCAUGGCCUCUGAUAUGCAUUUCGAGGAUAUUAUGAUGAAAAAUGUCCGCAACCCUAUCAUUAUAGAUCAAAUGUACUGCCCAUGGAAUUAG
Manihot esculenta (cassava) is the source of this 534-nucleotide messenger RNA. RefSeq names its product polygalacturonase-like. Lineage: Eukaryota; Viridiplantae; Streptophyta; Magnoliopsida; Malpighiales; Euphorbiaceae. Gene Ontology annotation, molecular function: polygalacturonase activity. Gene Ontology annotation, biological process: carbohydrate metabolic process. The record is from RefSeq and is a predicted model, not a curated record. The transcript has a single exon. The annotation marks the transcript as partial.